ACCACCACCGACAGCCACGCACCGAGAUGUCAGGAAAGGUCACUGGCGGGAAAGAAGGUGGCGUCCGAAAAGAAUCCCGUACCAUCCUGACGGCUGGGGUUAUUCGGACGACGAAGUACAGGAGAUCAGUCAAAAAACGGUUGCGCUCGAUCUCAGCAUGGAGAAGCGAAAGAGGGAAACCACGGACGAAGAAUCACUGUUGACACCACCUUCGCUGAUCAAGCACUGGACGCGAGUACGAGGAAGGCCUAAAGGGUCUUGUAAGAAGAUGAAGACUAGUCUGAAACCUUUCAACUUGAAAAGCUCGCGUAAGAGUUCUGACCCUACGAAGAAGGGAGCAGCCGCAAGAACGGGAAGAGGGUCGCGAGCCAAGUUCGUGGAAGACACCCGUCUGUACUUGGACGGAAUGGACUAUAAAGUAAUCCAGAAAAUGUGCAAGUCAGAGAGUAUUCUGUAUGUACGAAAGUCGCAAGCGGUGGCAGCGGUGGCUGAGAAGAGGGCUAUGCUAGCCUACGAUAAUACCGAGGACGUGGAAUCAGCUGAAGGGAAGACGAAGGAAACCAGCAACGCAACGGACGGAAGCGAUUCAGAAGAAUCAGAGGAAUCUGAAGAAUCGACUUCCCAAUGAAGUUUAAUGAACCAGAGCCAACUUU
Chara braunii is the source of this 653-nucleotide messenger RNA. Lineage: Eukaryota; Viridiplantae; Streptophyta; Charophyceae; Charales; Characeae. The record is from the annotation of a GenBank genome assembly.